This is a messenger RNA of Acyrthosiphon pisum (pea aphid), 1762 nucleotides long. RefSeq names its product beta-hexosaminidase subunit beta-like. Gene Ontology annotation, molecular function: beta-N-acetylhexosaminidase activity. Lineage: Eukaryota; Metazoa; Arthropoda; Insecta; Hemiptera; Aphididae. The record is from RefSeq and is a predicted model, not a curated record. The transcript is spliced from 2 exons. Gene Ontology annotation, biological process: ganglioside catabolic process; glycosaminoglycan metabolic process; carbohydrate metabolic process. The coding region runs from base 762 to 1481 and encodes 239 amino acids. Gene Ontology annotation, cellular component: lysosome; membrane.
GAAAUGGGGGGUGCCGGGGACAUGGACCUAAAAAAAUUGUGGAACUGCGCAUCCUUGCGUGAUUUAGAAAUUAAGCAGUUGCUUCGAUCGUGAGUAUCUGUAAUGCCACAUUUAAAAUUUGACAAAUGAAAUCUUAUUAAAAUACCUAGAAUUAAUAAUAUUUUACAUAUCCCCAGAUUUACUAGUCUAGUCGUACAAAUAAUAUAAUGAUUAAAAUAGUUUAGUAAUAACCUAAAAAUAAACACAAAUAAUAUUAUUAAUAUUAAAUUCAACAUUGAUUUUAUAAUUUUUUGGUUUUCGAACUUUCAAACAUAAAUCCGGCGAGUCUGACGAAAAACAAAACAGCUUAUUUCAUUUUCCGCAUAGGACGCAUCGUAUUGAGACGAAACACAGAUGAUCAGAAUAUAAAUCGUCGGACUUGCUGAGUUUACGUAAUGUGUCAAUGAAAAUAUAAAUAUUAUGACACGGCUUAACCUUUCAUCAUACCUGGUUGGUUGUACACACGUUUAUAUUAUAAACCAUUUUUGUAUAUCUAUAUAAACUCCAUUGAACAAUUAUAACACUAAUUACAAUGUCGUUACUAAUUACCAUAAAGCAAUCACUAUAAUUAACCGUUGUAUAAUCACAACUCCUAAUAUUUUGGAAAACAAUAUGUUAAACCACAUUUUUACACAUAAUGUUACGAACAAUUAAAAUACUUCAUUACUCUUGGGUUAGGUUAGGUUAGGUUUUUAUCUACUGCACAUUUUAAUUUGGUAAUUAUGCACAUUAGCGUCAACCUUGCAGGUAUACAACAGAUGGACUUAAAUCCAAUCUGUUUCAGCCGUUUCCCAACAAUUAAGCACCAAAUUACUUAUAAUAUGCGAGUAUUGUGUUUAUAUAUUAAAUAUAAUAAAUUGGUUUUCGUCGAUUGCAGGAUCACGAACACAAAGAUACGAAACUUUAUGCAUCGCAAUAACAUGAAAAACGUAGUAGAAUUAAAAGACUACUACUUCGCAAAUAUGUUCAACAUAACGCGAAGUUUGAAAACCGUGCCCAUCGUGUGGGAAGAAAUAUUUAACGAGAAUAUCCACCUCGAUCCCAACGCCGUGGUGCAUGUGUGGAAGGAUUCUCGUGAUUAUUCGAUCUUGUCGAGGGUAAUGAAAAGCGGACAUCCGGUGCUGUUUUCCAGUUGCUGGUACGUGAACUACAUUAAGUACGGAACGGACUGGUUGAACUUCUACAGAUGUGACCCUACCGCUGAGGUCGGCGAUGACAGUUUGUUUUUGGGUGGCGAGGCCUGCAUGUGGGGCGAGUUCGUGGACGAAACGAAUUUAUUGCCAUACACGUGGCCAAGGACCAGCGCUGUGGCCGAAGUUCUCUGGUCACACACGCUCAACGAGAACGAAGCCAAGCAUAGGAUCGAGGAACACGUUUGCAGAAUGAGGCGGAGAGGAAUACCCGCUCAACCAGCAAACGGACCUAGCUAUUGUCAUUACUAGAACCAUUAUAUAGGCCCGUGUAUAACUGUCGUAUCUUAUUGGAUAAAGACUAUAAUAUAAUAUAUUGUAGAGAUGAAUAGGAUAUACCGUUAGAAAACAUGUAUUAGUCAAAAUAAUUUUUCGUAUAAACCAGAGGUAUUCAAACUUUUUCAUCCCACAGCUCCUUUGCGUCUCAAAAAAUGUUGACGGCUCCCAAAUUAUUAAUGACAAAAAAAUCAAUGUUUAUAUGAAUGUAAUUUAUAUUUUAUAAUUUUUACUAAUUAUUUAAUUACCAUAUUCAA